Molecule: messenger RNA, 3339 nt
Organism: Papaver somniferum (opium poppy)
Lineage: Eukaryota; Viridiplantae; Streptophyta; Magnoliopsida; Ranunculales; Papaveraceae
Exons: 5
Coding region: 1-3339 (1112 amino acids)
Biological process (GO): DNA integration; proteolysis
Molecular function (GO): aspartic-type endopeptidase activity; nucleic acid binding
Source: RefSeq, a predicted model, not a curated record
AUGUUUAAACCCAGUUCGGAUUCUGAGGCUUUCUACUUAGCUAGAUUACAACAAGCUUCACUUGAUUCUCAAUCCAAGCGUUACAAAACCUUUCCUAGACAAUUUCAACCAUCUACUAGCUCAUUUUCUCCAUCUUCUAACUUUAAAGCUUCACUACCACCACUUACCAAUAUACCCAAACCAUCUUUCUCUCCAGAUAAGCCUAUCAUUACUCACCCUCUUACACCAACUAAGCCUGAGCCAACUUUGCCACCUAUUAAACGACUCACUCCUGCUCAGAUGCAAGCCAUAAGAGAUAAGGCGUUGUGUUAUAAUUGUGAUGUUUUCUACAAGCCUGGCCAUCGCUGUAAAACACAACAGUUAUUCAUGUUAGUAGCAUCUGAGGAUGACAAUGCUUCUCCACCUAUUGAGGACUCUGAAGAAGAGAAUGGUUCUCCAUCCACUUCUGGAGAUACCACCAUGGAGAUAUCUCUGCAUGCAUUGACUGGUCUUGUUACCCAAAACACUAUUAGAGUACCAGGUAAACUUCUGAAUCAAGAUAUCUUUGUCUUGAUUGACACUGGUAGUACUCAUAGCUUUCUGGAUUCUUCUCUGGCUGAGAAAUUACAUUUACACAUAGCUCCUACUGGACAAAUGUUGGUGACUGUUGCAAAUGGUGACACCACUGUCAGCCAUGGUGUCUGUCCAAAUUUACAUUGGUCUAUGCAGGGCUACAAAUUUGAUAGUGAUUUGAGAGUUCUUCCCUUAGGGGGAUGUGACAUGGUAUUGGGUGUUGACUGGCUCAAAGGAUUGGGUGAUGUUGUUUUCAAUCUAGCUGACCUUAAAGUCUCAUUUCAACAUCAAGGUGCACAUAUUACAUUGCAAGGACACAAAGAUAGACCUUCUUGCAACUUACUCAGUGGUGCCUCCUUUCUCAAAUUUGUCAAAACCCACACUUCUGUCAUUAUUGGUCAUUUUUUCUCUAUUUCAGCUGCACCCAUUGCUCCUCCACCACCUGAGAUCACAUCUAUUUUACACAGCUAUGAUGAUGUUUUUAACUCACCAUCCACACUUUGUCCUACCAGAGUUAUUGACCACAAAAUUCCCUUGAAACCAAAUUCAACACCUACCUCUCAAAGACUUUAUCGAUGCCCCUACAUUCAGAAGGCAGUGGUGGAACAAUUAGCUCAAGAGAUGUUAGAUGCAGGCCUUAUUCAAGACAGUACCAGUCCAUUUGCUGCACCCAUUUUAUUGGUCAAGAAAAAAGAUGGUUCCUGGAGGUUCUGCGUAGACUACAUAAAAUUGAAUGAGAUGACAAUUAAGGAUAAGUUCCCCAUUCCUCUCAUUGAGGAACUCCUUGAUGAAUUAAAUGGAGCUACCAUCUUCACCAAAUUGGAUCUUAAAGCUGGCUAUCAUCAAAUCAGAAUGCACAUUGAAGAUAUCUAUAAAACUGCUUUCAGAACUCAUCAUGGUCAUUAUGAGUUCAAGGUGAUGCCAUUUGGUCUUACAAAUGCACCUGCUACCUUUCAAUCACUCAUGAACACGGUGUUUCAACCAUUUAUCAGAAAGUUUGUGCUGUUGAAUUACUUUGGCCAUAUUAUUUCUUCUAGGGGAGUUGCUGCUGAUCCUGAAAAGUUAGUAGCCAUGCAAACUUGGCCUCAACCAAAAAAUUUGAAGCAACUAAGAGGUUUUUUGGGCCUCACUGGUUAUUAUAAGAGAUUCAUCCAAGGGUAUGGUAAUAUUAGCAAGCCACUUACUGACAUGCUUAAGAAGAAUUCUUUUGUUUGGUCUCCAUUUGCAAUACAAGCUUUCCAAGACCUCAAAGAUGCCAUGACAACUACUCCAGUCCUGGCAUUGCCUGAUUUCUCUUCCCCAUUUGUAUUGGAAACUGAUGCAUGCACUAGGGGGGGCUGUAAGCCUCUUGGUCCCAAAGCCUUAGCUUUAUCUAUUUAUGGAAAAGAACUGUUAGCCAUUGUUAUGGAUGUGCAAAAAUGGAGACAUUAUCUCUCUCAUAAUCAGUUCAUUAUCAACAAGGACCAGAGCUUAAAGUUCUUCAUGGAGCAGAGAAUGUCAUCUAUUCUGCAACAAAAAUGGCUUAUGAAACUCUUGGGGUUAGAUUAUGUGAUCCACUAUAAAAAAAAGGGGGGCAUUCUCAGGUAUAAAAACAGAAUGUAUGUUGGUGCUGGUAAUAACAUGAGAACCUCUAUUAUGCAGUCAGUACAUGCCUCUGCUGUUGGUGGUCACUCAGGAAUUCUAGCUGGACUCCUACAACCAUUGCCUAUACCAGAUGCUGCAUGGCAACAUAUCUCCAUGGAUUUCAUUGAAGGUUUUCCACUCUCCAAUAGAAAGUCUGUCAUACUAGUAGUUGUUGAUAGGCUCACCAGGUAUAGCCACUUUAUUGCUCUUAGCCACCCAUUCACAACUGCAUCUGUAGCUAAGGAAUUCAUGCAUCAUGUUUUUAAGAUACAUGGACUGCCUUCUUCUAUAGUGUCAGAUAGGGACAAGAUCUUUAUUAGUCAAUUUUGGCAAGAGCUGUUCAAAUCUUUAGGCAUCUCCUUACAUCUCAGCACAGCUUACCAUCCUCAGUCUGAUGGACAAACAGAAAGAACCAAUGCAUGCCUGGAGCAGUAUUUGAGAUGUAUGACUGGUACUAAACCCAAACUCUGGGCCAAUUGGCUGUCUCUUGCUGAAUGGUGGUUCAACACCAACUUCCACACCAGUCUUAAGAUGACACCAUUUCAAGCAUUGUAUGGUUAUCUACCUCCACAUCUUGCCUUCCAUGUCCAUUCUACUACAACAGUUGCUUCAGUUCAAGAAUACUUGCAAGAGAGAGACCACAUGUUGCAGCUGCUCAAGGAUGAUCUACUCAAGGCUCAAUACAGGAUGAAGUUCUAUGAUGAUAUCUCUAGAUGUGACAGAUAUUUUAAUGUGGGUGACUGGGUAUUUCUGAAAUUACAGCCAUACAGGCAAUCAUCUGUGGCUCUCAGACAAAACCUUAAACUCUCAGCCAAAUAUUAUGGCCCCUUUGAGGUUCUCCAAAAGGUUGGUACUGUUGCAUACAAGUUAAAGAUACCAAUUGGGUCAAGAAUACAUCUUGUGUUUCAUGUCUCUCAAUUAAAGAAGAAGAUUGGUCAGCACAGGAUUCCUUCUACCUCCCUUCCCUUGGUGGAUACUUCUGGUGAUUUCAUUGUCCUGCCUGUUGCUGUUCUAGACCAUAGACAAAGCUUGACAGGUGGUGUUGCAGUUCAACAAGUACUUAUCCAGUGGUCCAAUUCACAGCCUGAAGAUGCCACAUGGGAGGACAUCUCACACAUACAUGCUCAAUUUCCUGAGUUCAUCCUUGAGGACAAGAAUGCUUAG